GAGAAGCAGCUGAACACCGGUGAAAUCCUGAGAGAAGGAGAUUCAGAAGAAGGAUACGUGGCUACGAAUCUUCGUCUUUUUGCUGAUAGGUUUAUAUAGCAAUGUCGGGUAACAACAACAAUCCACAAAAGCCUCAAGGCUCUGCACCUUCGCCUUUUGGGAAUCCGGGGAUGGCCUCUGCAUCUGUUCCUGGAAACCAAGGCUUUGCUCAGUCUCAAAUGGCAGCUAACUUUCAAGCUCAGUUUCAGUUCUCACAAGCUCAGGCCCUAGCUCAUGCUCAAGCACAGUCUAAAGUUCAAGCACAACUGCAAGCUCAGUUACAAGCUCAAGGCAUGACUAUGAAUCAAGCACAAGGUUCCCCUGGGAUUGGUGGGUUGGGUCCUUCUUCGCCUUCUUUGACAACUCCUGGAAGUUUAAACAUGAAGAGGUUCCAGCAGAAACCGCCUAUGCGACCUCCUGGUGCUCCUGCGAGUAAUAACACUAUCUCCCCCAUGAGAACAAUGGAGUUAACUCCUGCUGCUCGGAAAAAGAAACAGAAGCUUCCAGAGAAGUCAUUGCAGGAGCGGGUGGCAGCAAUCUUGCCAGAGUCUGCCUUAUACACACAACUUCUGGAGUUUGAGUCUCGGGUCGAUGCUGCGUUAACUAGAAAGAAAGUUGACAUCCAGGAAGCCCUUAAAAACCCUCCCUGCAUACAGAAGACUCUUAGGAUCUACGUUUUCAACUCGUUUGCUAACCAAAACAACACGAUCCCUGGGAAUCCUAAUGCUGACCCGCCAACAUGGACUCUUAAAAUUAUUGGUAGGAUACUGGAAGAUGGGGUGGAUCCCGACCAGCCAGGGUUUGUUCAGAAAGCAAACCCAUUGCAUCCCAAAUUCUCGUCUUUCUUCAAAAGGGUUACAGUUUCCCUGGAUCAGAGGCUGUAUCCUGAGAACCCAUUGAUCAUCUGGGAGAAUGCUCGGUCACCUGCUCCUCAGGAAGGGUUUGAGAUAAAGAGGAAAGGGAAUCAGGAGUUUGCAGCUAGUAUACGGUUGGAGAUGAACUACGUCCCUGAAAAGUUCAAGCUUUCUACUGCAUUGAUGGAUGUUCUCGGGAUUGAGGUUGAAACCCGCCCAAGAAUCAUCGCUGCAAUUUGGCAUUACGUUAAGGCGAGGAAACUGCAGAACCCAAAUGACCCCUCUUUCUUCAACUGUGAUGCUGCACUUCAGAAAGUUUUUGGGGAAGAAAAGUUGAAAUUCACUAUGGUCUCUCAGAAAAUAUCUCAUCACUUGUCGCCUCCACCACCGAUACACUUGGAACACAAAAUCAAGCUCUCAGGAAAUAAUCCGGCCGUAUCGGCAUGUUAUGAUGUGCUAGUGGACGUACCUUUCCCGAUCCAAAGGGAUCUGAACAAUUUGCUAGCCAACGCAGAGAAGAACAAAGAGAUUGAGGCUUGUGAUGAAGCAAUAUGUGCAGCCAUAAGGAAAAUCCAUGAGCAUAGGAGGAGGCGGGCAUUUUUCUUGGGGUUCAGCCAAUCGCCAGUUGAAUUCAUAAACGCCCUGAUUGAAUCUCAGAGCAAGGAUCUAAAGGUCGUUGCGGGAGAAGCCAGUCGAAAUGCUGAGAGAGAACGUCGAUCAGACUUCUUCAACCAACCUUGGGUCGAAGAUGCAGUUAUACGUUACUUGAACCGGAGGCCAGCAGCUGGGAACGAUGGGCCAGGGAGUUGCAAAAUGGCGAUAUGGUUUCAGAGAGUUUUCCUGUUGCUUCUCGUUUCCUGUUGCGCCUCUUCAGAUUUUCUGGAAAAUCCAGACUUUGAAUCUCCACCAUUAAACGUAACUACAAACUCAAAUGCUAGCUCUGUGUCGCUGGAUCAGAACAGUACACUCCCUGGAUGGACAUUCCAAGGGACAGUGCUUUAUGUUGAACUGCCUGAUACCGGACAUGCGGUUCAGCUCGGUGAAGAUGGCAAGAUCAAUCAAACAUUCAUUGCCAAAGGUGAUGAUUUGAACUACAUCCUCACAUUCGCGUUGAGCAGUGCAGGCCAGAACUGUUCAAGCUCUGCUGGUCUCAGUGUCUCGGGGCCAGACAGUAAUGCGGUUUUUUCUUAUCGACAAAACUACAGUAAGGUUUCAUGGCAGAGCUACAGUCAUAACUUGGGUAGUUGGGGGAAUGGUCAGCCUAUUAACUUAGUUCUUGAAAGCCAGGCAAUAGAUUCUGAUUCUGAUUCUGAUUCUGAUUCUGAUACAAACUCCACCUGUUGGCCUAUCAUUGACACAUUGCUUAUCAAGACUGUUGGUGUAACAUUGGUCCAAGACAGUGGUAACCUCUUAAUCAAUGGUGGAUUUGAAUCUGGACCGGGUUUCUUGCCCAACUCAACCGAUGGAGUUCUAAUUGACGCGGUGCCAAGCCUGAUUCAAUCACCAUUAAAGCAGUGGUCUGUUAUAGGAACAGUCAGAUACAUAGACUCGGAGCACUUCCAUGUCCCAGAAGGCAAAGCUGCAAUAGAAAUUCUGUCUGAUACAGCUCCAUCUGGCAUACAGACAGCAACAAAAGGCACAAGUGAAGGUUCAAAAUACAACCUCACAUUUACCUUAGGAGAUGCUAACGAUGCUUGCAGAGGUCAUUUCGUGGUGGGUGCUCAAGCUGGCUCCGCAACUCAAAACUUCACAUUGGAAAGUAAUGGGACUGGCUCUGGUGAGAAGUUUGGGUUAGUGUUUGAAGCAGACAGAGAUGCAACACAGAUAAGUUUCACCAGCUACUCGGUUACAAUGACAAAAGAGGAUGUUGUUUGUGGUCCUGUGAUUGAUGAAGUGAUGGUACAUCCUCUUGGUGGAACAGCCUCAGUAAAACCCACAUGGCUGCUACUUAUUUUUGCUUUGUUGUAUGUUGCAGUUCUCUGAUUGAAACUGUUUGGGAGAGAGGUCAUAAAGAAGAUAUUUUUGC
Messenger RNA from Arabidopsis arenosa, 2919 nucleotides. The record is from the annotation of a GenBank genome assembly. NCBI's taxonomy places the organism in Eukaryota, Viridiplantae, Streptophyta, Magnoliopsida, Brassicales, Brassicaceae.